Molecule: messenger RNA, 7634 nt
Organism: Pseudoliparis swirei
Lineage: Eukaryota; Metazoa; Chordata; Actinopteri; Perciformes; Liparidae
Product: myosin-10-like
Exons: 42
Coding region: 254-6235 (1993 amino acids)
Cellular component (GO): myosin complex
Molecular function (GO): actin filament binding; cytoskeletal motor activity; ATP binding
Source: RefSeq, a predicted model, not a curated record
AGUCCGUCGUAGGCGGGAGCAGCAACGGUCAAGUCCGCUCCGUUCAGCACGAGCCCCCCAGUGUCGAGGGAGCACCGUGCGUGACGCGCAUUCCGGAGCCCCCCAGUGCACGUGCCCGCGCUCCAGUCGGUUGUGUGGCGCAGCUCGUCGUCCGGAGGGAAGAGAUCGCGCUGCUCGGUGAACGGACUGCUGACCCACGACACGCCAGGUGCCCCCCCCCCCCCUGUUGCUCUGGUAAACAACCCCAGGUAAGAUGUCUCAUCGGAGUGGGCAAGAGGACCCAGAGCGGUACCUGUUUGUGGACCGGGCCGUGGUUUACAACCCGGCCACGCAGGCCGACUGGACGGCCAAGAAGCUGGUGUGGAUACCCUCGGAGCGCAAUGGCUUCGAGGCGGCCAGCAUACGGGAGGAGCGGGGCGAGGAGGUGCAGCUGGAGCUGGCGGAGAAUGGCAAGAAGGUGGUGAUCAACAAGGAUGACAUCCAGAAGAUGAACCCGCCCAAGUUCAGCAAGGUGGAGGACAUGGCCGAGCUCACCUGUCUGAACGAGGCGUCCGUGCUGCACAACCUAAAGGACCGCUACUACUCUGGGCUCAUAUACACGUACUCUGGCCUAUUCUGUGUGGUCAUCAACCCCUACAAGAACCUGCCCAUCUAUUCAGAGAACAUCAUUGAGAUGUACAGAGGGAAGAAGAGGCACGAGAUGCCGCCGCACAUCUACGCCAUCUCCGAGUCAGCGUACCGCUGCAUGCUUCAAGAUCGUGAGGACCAAUCAAUCCUUUGCACAGGGGAAUCGGGAGCAGGCAAGACGGAGAACACCAAGAAGGUCAUCCAGUACCUGGCCCACGUCGCCUCCUCGCACAAAGGACGCAAAGACCACAACAUUCCUCCCGAAUCUCCCAAAGCCUUCAAGCUCCAGGGCGAGUUGGAACGCCAGCUCUUGCAAGCCAACCCCAUCCUCGAAUCUUUUGGCAACGCCAAGACGGUGAAAAAUGACAACUCAUCUCGCUUCGGGAAGUUCAUCAGAAUCAACUUUGACGUCACGGGCUACAUUGUCGGGGCCAAUAUUGAAACUUACCUCCUGGAGAAGUCCAGAGCCAUCAGACAGGCCAAAGAUGAGAGGACCUUCCACAUUUUCUACCGCCUGCUGGCCGGAGCCGGAGAGCACCUCCGAACGGACCUGCUCCUCGAGGGCUUCAGCAACUACCGCUUCUUGUCCAACGGCAACGUGACCAUCCCCGGCCAGCAGGACAAGGAUAACUUCCAGGAGACUCUGGACGCCAUGCACAUCAUGAGCUUCUCCCACGACGAGAUUGUCUGCAUGUUGAAGGUCGUCUCUGCAGUGCUGCAGUUUGGCAACAUCAUCUUUAAGAAAGAGAGAAACACGGAUCAGGCCUCCAUGCCCGAGAACACAGUGGCGCAGAAGCUGAGUCACCUGCUUGGGAUGAAUGUGAUGGAGUUCACCAGAGCGAUGCUCACCCCGAGGAUCAAAGUGGGACGAGACUACGUCCAGAAGGCACAGACCAAAGAACAGGCGGACUUCGCCGUGGAGGCGUUGGCCAAGGCGACGUACGAGCGUCUGUUCCGCUGGCUGGUCCACCGCAUCAACAAAGCCCUGGACCGGACCAAGCGCCAGGGGGCGUCGUUCAUCGGCAUCCUGGAUAUCGCUGGCUUUGAGAUCUUUGAGCUGAACUCCUUCGAGCAGCUGUGCAUCAACUACACCAACGAGAAGCUGCAGCAGCUCUUCAACCACACCAUGUUCAUCCUGGAGCAGGAGGAGUACCAGCGGGAGGGCAUCGAGUGGAGCUUCAUCGACUUCGGCCUGGACCUGCAGCCCUGCAUCGACCUCAUCGAGAGGCCGACCAACCCCCCUGGGAUCCUCGCCCUGCUGGAUGAGGAGUGCUGGUUCCCCAAGGCCACCGACAAGACCUUCAUAGACAAGGUGCUGCAGGAGCAGGGCACACACACCAAGUUCCAGAAGCCGCGACAACUCAAGGACAAAGCGGACUUCUGCAUCUUCCACUACGCGGGAAAGGUGGACUACAAAGCUGACGAGUGGCUGAUGAAGAACAUGGAUCCCCUGAACGACAACGUGGCCACGCUGCUGCACCAGUCAACCGACAAGUUUGUGGCUGAGCUCUGGAAAGACGUCGACAGGAUCGUGGGUCUGGACCAGGUGGCGGGCAUGAACGAGACGGCGUUUGGCGCCGCCUACAAGACCAAGAAGGGCAUGUUCCGCACCGUGGGGCAGCUGUACAAGGAGCAGCUCUCCAAGCUGAUGGCCACGCUGAGGAACACCAACCCCAACUUCGUGCGCUGCAUCAUCCCAAACCACGACAAAAGGGCUGGUAAACUGGACCCCCACCUGGUUCUGGACCAGCUGAGGUGUAAUGGAGUACUGGAGGGGAUUCGCAUCUGCAGACAGGGCUUCCCCAACCGCAUCGUCUUCCAGGAGUUUAGACAGAGGUAUGAGAUCCUCACCCCGAACGCCAUCCCCAAGGGCUUCAUGGACGGCAAGCAGGCCUGUGAGAGAAUGAUCAAAGCCCUGGAGCUGGACGGCAACCUGUUCCGUAUCGGCCAGAGCAAGAUCUUCUUCAGGGCCGGAGUCCUGGCCCACUUGGAAGAGGAGAGGGACCUGAAGAUCACCGACAUCAUUAUCUACUUCCAGGCCGUCUGCCGCGGCUACCUGGCACGCAAGGCCUUUGUGAAGAAGCAGCAGCAGCUCAGCGCUCUGAAGGUUCUCCAGAGGAACUGCGCCGCCUACUUGAAGCUGCGUCACUGGCAGUGGUGGAGACUCUUCACCAAGGUAAAGCCUCUGCUGCAGGUGACCCGGCAGGAGGAGGAGAUGCAGGCGAAGGAUGAGGAGCUGGUGAAGGUGAAAGAGAAGCAGACCAAGGUGGAGGGAGAGCUGGUGGAGAUGGAGAGGAAACACCAGCAGUUAAUGGAGGAGAAGAGCAUCCUGGCCGAGCAGCUGCAAGCGGAGACGGAGCUGUUCGCGGAGGCUGAGGAGAUGAGAGCUCGCCUGUCCUCCAAAAAACAAGAGCUGGAGGAGAUCCUUCACGACCUGGAGUCCCGGCUGGAGGAAGAAGAGGAGAGGACUCAGGGCUCGCAGAACGAGAAGAAGAAGAUGCAAUCCCACAUCCAGGACCUGGAAGAACAACUGGAUGAAGAGGAGGCUGCCAGGCAGAAGCUGCAGCUGGAGAAAGUGACGACUGAGGCCAAGAUGAAGAAAUCUGAAGAGGACAUUUUGUUACUAGAAGACCAGAACUCCAAAUCUGUGAAGGAAAAGAAGCUGCUGGACGACCGCAUCAACGAGAUGACCUCCAUGCUGGCCGAAGAGGAGGAGAAGGCCAAGAACCUGAGCAAGGUCAAGAACAAGCAGGAGAUGAUGAUGGUCGACCUGGAGGAGAGACUGAAGAAGGAGGAGAAGACCCGUCAGGAGCUAGAGAAGGCCAAGAGGAAGCUGGACGGGGAGACGACCGACUUCCAGGACCAGAUCGGAGAGCUGCAGGCCCAGACGGAGGAGCUGAAGGUUCUGCUGGGGAAGAAGGACGAUGAGCAGCAGACGAUGUUGUCCAGGGGUGAAGACGAGGUGAGCCAGAAGAACAACGCUCUGAAGCACGUGAGGGAGCUGCAGGCCCAGCUGUCUGAGCUGCAAGAGGACCUGGAGUCAGAGAAGAUCUCCAGGAACAAGGCCGAGAAGCUCAAGAGGGACUUGAGCGAAGAGCUCGAGGCCCUGAAGACUGAACUGGAGGACACCCUCGAUACAACCGCUGCCCAGCAGGAACUAAGGACCAAGCGUGAACAGGAGGUCACGGAGCUGAAGAAGAUCGUCGAGGAGGAGACUAAAAACCACGAAUCUCAGAUCCAGGAGAUGCGACAGAGGCAUGCCACGACCUUGGAAGAGCUGUCCGAACAGCUGGAACAGGCCAAGAGGUUCAAGGCCAACCUGGAGAAGACUAAGCAGAGCCAGGAGAGUGUCAACAAGGAGCUGGUCAGCGAGGUCAAAGGUCUGCAGCAGACCAAGAUGGAGUCGGAGCACAAGAGGAAGAAAGUGGAUGCUCAGCUGCAGGAGGUCAUGGCCAGAGUCACGGAGGGCGAGCGGGCCAAGGGGGAACUGGCCGAGCGAACGCACAAACUGCAGACCGAGUUGGACAGUGUGUCGGCCAUCCUGGAAGACUCGGAGAGGAAAGGAAUCAAGAUGGCCAAAGAUGUUGCCGGACUAGAGGGCCAGCUGCAAGACACACAGGAGCUGCUCCAGGAGGAGACGCGUCAGAAACUGAACCUCAGCAGUCGCAUCCGCCAGCUGGAGGAGGAGAAGAACGCUCUGCAGGAGCAGCAGGAGGAGGAUGAGGAGGCACGCAAGAACGUAGAGAAACAGAUGUUGACCGUACAGGCUCAGCUGUUAGAGAGCAAGAAGAAGCUGGAGGACGAUGUCGGAACAAUCGAGAGCCUGGAAGAGACGAAGAAGAAGCUGCAGAAGGACUUUGAGCUGGCCAGCCUGCGACUGGAAGAGAAGACCAUCGGAUUUGAGAAGAUGGAGAAGACGAAGACCCGUCUGCAGCAGGAGCUGGACGACCUCACCGUGGACCUGGACCACCAGAGGCAGAUCGUCUCCGGCCUGGAGAAGAAGCAGAAGAAGUUCGACCAGAUACUGGCUGAGGAGAAGAGCAUCUCCACUCGUUUCGCCGAAGAGCGCGACCGCGCCGAGGCCGAGGCCCGGGAGAAGGAGACCAAAGCCCUGUCCAUGACCCGAGCGCUGGACGAGGCGCUGGAGGCCAAAGAGGAGCUGGAGAGGGCGAACAAGCAGCUCCGCGCCGACAUGGAGGACCUGAUGAGCUCCAAGGACGACGUGGGCAAGAGCGUCCACGAGCUGGAGAAGUCCAAGCGUACUCUGGACCAGCAGGUGGAGGAGAUGAAGACUCAGCUGGAGGAGCUGGAGGACGAGCUGCAGGGCACGGAGGACGCCAAGCUGCGCCUGGAGGUCAACAUGCAGGCCAUGAAGGCCCAGUACGAGAGGGACCUCCAGGGCCGGGACGACCAGAACGAGGAGAAGAAGAGAGCGCUGGUCAAGCAGGUGCGAGAGAUGGAGGCCGAGUUGGAGGACGAGAGGAAGCAGAGGGGUUUGGCCGUGGCCGCGAAGAAGAAGCUGGAGAUGGAUUUGAAGGACAUCGAGGGUCACAUCGAAGGAGCCAACAAGGCUCGAGACGAGGCCGUCAAGCAGCUGCGCAAGUUACAGGCCCAGAUGAAGGACUACCAGCGGGAGCUGGAGGACGCCCGCACGUCCAGAGAUGAUAUUUUCGCCAUCUCCAAGGAGAAUGAGAAGAAACUCAAGAGCCUGGAGGCGGAGAUCGUCCAGCUCCACGAGGACCUGGCGGCAUCUGAGCGGGGGCGGCGCCACGCGGAGCAGGAGCGAGACGAGCUGCAAGAUGACAUCUCAAACAGCACGUCUGGAAAGUCGGCUCUGAUGGAUGAGAAGAGGAGGCUGGAGGCUCGCAUCGCUCAGCUGGAGGAGGAGCUGGAGGAGGAGCAGGGCAACAUGGAGCUGCUCAACGACCGCUUCAGAAAGACCACCAUGCAGGUGGACACCCUGACCACAGAGUUGAGUGCCGAGCGCAGCGCGGGCCAAAAGAGCGAGAACGCCCGGCAGCAGCUGGAGCGUCAGAACAAGGAGCUGCGGGCCAAGCUGGGCGAGCUGGAGGGUUCUGUGAAGAACCGGUUCAAGGCCUCCAUCACCGCCCUGGAGGCCAAGAUAGGGCAGCUGGAGGAGCAGCUGGAGCAGGAGGCCAAGGAGCGGGCAGCCGCCAACAAGACCGUGAGGAGGACCGAGAAGAAGCUGAAGGAGAUCUGCAUGCAGGUGGAGGAUGAGCGUCGCCACGCCGACCAGUUUAAAGAACAAGUGGAGAAGGCGAGCUCCCGCAUGAAGCAGCUGAAGCGCCAGCUGGAGGAGGCGGAGGAGGAGGCCACAAGGGCCAACGCCUCGCGCAGGAAGCUGCAGAGGGAGCUGGACGACGCCACCGAGGCCAGCGAGGGUCUGAGCCGCGAGGUCCACACCCUCAAGAACCGCCUCAGGCGCGGCGGCCCCAUCAGCUUCUCCUCCAGCCGGCCCGGCCGACGCCCGCUUCAGGUGGAGGGAACUUCUCUGGACCUCGUGUCCGACGACGAGCUGGAAAACAGAACCACCGACAGCAACGCCAACGAGACUCCGGCGCCGCAGCCGGACGGAGAGAAGCCGUGACUUUGACCUCCGAGUCCCGCCGGCCGCCGCCACGCAUCCCCCAACUCCAAUCUGGACCCUCCGUACAGACACGAGCCAAACACACGCAGCACGACCUCCACCCGGACUCCUGACUCCUCCGCCCUAAACCUCAGCACCAGCCUCCUCCUCCUCCUCCUCCUCCUCCUCCUCAGAGAAACUCUUCGCCGAGCGCAGACGAGCUGCAUCACGACGUCUCCGCUCUGCUUUCUUUUUUUAAGGCGCGCGUACAGAUUAGAAAAAUUAUGUUUGUCCUUUUAAAUGCUUCCAAAUGCAAAAAAAAUGAUCACGUUGCAACGGAACAGAUUCUCACGAGAGAAAACGACUUUCCUUCGCGUUCUUUUCAUCUUCAGGAUGAACGGUUCACCGUGACGUGAGCUGCUCUAGCUUCCUCCAGUCCGGGUGGUUUGCUAUAGGAUAUAGAAACGUGAGCGUUGCUCCUCUCGCAGCGCUCUUCUUCCAACCAUGAUGUUUGACAGUAGGUCCGUGUGGACUUGUAACAUAUACACACAUAUACACACACACACACACACAUUUUCUUGAUCUCUCGCUUACUUCUUCCGUGCCUUUCUUUCCCACUCAUUUGAAACUCAAAACCACAUUCAUGCCUCAUGCGCUGUUCAUAUAUUGAGCCUGCACUUCAAUAUUCUGUAAUGAGCUUAUCUAGUGUGUGUGUGUGUGUGUGUGGGGGGGGGGGGGUAUUCUGUCUUUGUAUGUCCUACAGUUUCUACGCGGCCACGAUGAUUGACAGGAUGAUUGCUAAGACUUUUCUUAUUGAUAACUUUUAUACAUUUUUGAGUUGAGAUUUAAAGAGCACUCCGAUAGACGUCCGCUGUAUCUACAUCUCUGCUCAUAUAAAGAGUUAUUGCACAACGACCGGCUGUAUUAUACGCUCAAUAUCACCACAUGUACAGUUUGAGAUGUUUAGGAGCCGUAUGAAACAUUAAAGUCUCUGAGUCGUUGCUUUCGCCCUCGAUGAUGUCAUUGCAUGAGUCAUCACAUUGGUGAUGUCAUCCGUUCUGCCAGCACGGUCCGGAUACAGAGUUUCAGAUUCACUCAUUUAAAUCCAGAUUAUAGAAGAACAUUCACACAAGAACUGCAGUAGUGCUGGAAUUUAUUUCACUUUGUUCUUCACUACAUUUCAGGUGGAAAUGUUGUAGUUUUUACACACAUGGAUCUGUAAUUACCGGUUUCGGUGCACGUCUUCGGACGCGCCCGGAGAACACGCAGAGGGAACCGAACCCCCGACGCUCCUCCUGAGGCUCACCAGCACCAAGAGACAUUCAUUUAAAUCACUGUUUGUUUGUUGUGCUUCUAUUGGAUAAUGUUUCCUCUCGCUAGAGACGCGUUAAAUAAAAUCAAACAAAUUUGUGGUACAGGA